AUGGCAAAUUAUCAUUUGGUAGUCCUCAUUCACGGGCUAUGGGGAAACGUUUCUCACUUUGAUUACAUACACAGUGCACUGGAAGAGGUUGCAGAGAUUCUUGACGCAGACGAAACACAGCUAAUUGUGCACAAAACCACCUUAAAUGAAGGAUAUAAAACCUAUGACGGCAUAGAUAUCUGUGGUUUCAGAGUAGCAAAGGAUAUAUCUGAGCAGAUAGAAGAGUUCGAGAGCUCAGGGAAUAACAAUGGCGAUAAGAUCACAAAGUUUUCUAUCGUGGGUUAUUCACUUGGCGGAUUAAUAGCACGAUACGCAGUUGGUCUUUUGUAUAAGUCGCAGUUUUUCAAGAAGAGAGAAAUUGAAUUGUUAAACUUUACGACAUUUUGUACCCCACAUGUAGGUGUGCUAGCCCCUGGGAACAAUUAUGCCGUCAAGCUGUUCAAUUCAAUUGUACCAUUGUUACUUGGCAGUAGUGGUAAGCAAAUGUUUCUAAAGGAUUCGGUGGGAAACAACAUAGCAAAGGGCAACAGCACUGGUACGAAUGAGAGUUUGCCUUUAAUAUAUGUGAUGAGUUUGCAAAGUUCAAUAUUUUAUAAAGGUCUGAGCAGCUUCAAAUAUAAAAGUUUGUAUGCAAAUAUUAUUAAUGAUAAGAGAACGGCUUGGUGGACUUCAGGAAUAUCAUUGAAUGACCCUUUUUUCAAUAUCAAUGAAUAUAAUGGCAUCAACGUGUUCAAGUAUAUCAAAGGCUAUGAAGAAAUUGUGGUAAAUCGUAAUAAUCCAAUCGUUAUUUCAAAGGUUCCUGAGGAAGAUAAUAACGAUGAAAAUGUUAUAAAGAAAAUCUCAGUUCGUAGCAAGGACACAGAUGAGAGAAAACAGCUGGCUGGUGAAGAAUUUUAUUUCUUAAAUUAUUGGUUCAUCAAAAUAGGCAAAUGGUUGAUGGUUAUGCUGAAUCUUUUGAUUAUUGCGCCUUUAUUUCUUCUUUGGAAAAUCAUCCAAUCAUGUACGGAAAUGACAAUAUCUGCUAUCAGAGUUACGAGAUUCUUCAAGAGAUACUCUCAUCAAAUAAUGCAUGAUUACUUUGAUAUAUCUCCAUCUCCCAUGAUAGAAUCAGAUGAAUGUACAACAGCAGACAGUUAUGAUACUGACAAUGAUGAUGAUUUUUAUUCCUUGAAUCCAACUAUUAGUGGAUCUUCGUCAAUCCGCUCAGUGAGUAAUAUGCCACAAGAAUUCAACAACUACCUCGGAGUUGAAGGGUCCUUGAAUGACCAAGCCGAUACUUUGAUGGAAAGUAUCUAUGAUGCUAUUGAAAGGAAGAGAACACAUGCUGGGUUCCUAGAGGAAGCUGCAUCAACAUCUGGAAAAAUUAGUGAUGAUUCUCUUGCGGUUACAAUUCGUGAAUUAGAAAAUAUAUCUUUUGAUCAAAUGAUUGCUAAGCAUGGCUAUCAUUAUGAGGAGCUCAUUGGUAAUAUAAUUUUAGAUUUGUCACAGACACAGAUCGAUAUCAUCAAAUCGCUAAACCAUAUCAACUGGGAAAAGUAUCCUAUCUACAUUAAAGACACUCCAAGCACACAUGCAUGCGCUAUUGUUCGUCAUAAUGAUCCUAAAUUUGAUGAGGGCAAGAUCGUGAUUAAGCAUUGGGUCCACAAUGUUUUCCGUAGAUCCUAA
Zygotorulaspora mrakii is the source of this 1665-nucleotide messenger RNA. Its product is annotated as lipase ROG1 family protein. The transcript has a single exon. NCBI's taxonomy places the organism in Eukaryota, Fungi, Ascomycota, Saccharomycetes, Saccharomycetales, Saccharomycetaceae. Bases 1 to 1665 code for a protein of 554 amino acids. Gene Ontology annotation, molecular function: monoacylglycerol lipase activity. The record is from RefSeq and is a predicted model, not a curated record.